CAGUUUGCAUGUAUGUAAUCGUGUUUUUGCUCCGGUCAGUUCGGGUCUCGGUUCUCUGGGUCAGCAGCUCCGGUAUCUCUGCCCCUGGUUCGGUUCUGUAGCGGUUCACUCAGCUCCAGUAGCUCCUUCAUGGAGGACCCGUGAGGUUCGACCCGGACCGGAGCAGAACUCUCUGUGGGUGUGACAUCACAGCGUGAUGCGUCCCGAUGGAGGGGGCGGAGCCUAGCCGCUACGUGACCCAGCUGAGGGCGGAGUUUGACGGCUGCGACUCGACGGCGACGGGUUUCCUAGACCGGGAGGAGCUGACCGAGCUGAGCAGGAAGCUGCAGCUGGACGAACAUCUGCCGCUGCUGCUGGACACGCUGCUGGGGGAGCGGCCCCACGGCAGGGUGAACUUUGAUGAGUUUAAGAAUGGCUUGGUGGUGGUUCUGUCCCACUCUCUGGACUUCAGCACCUCAGAGGACGACAGCAGCUACCUGGAGCCAGCUGUCCUGCAGGAAGUGAAGCCAAAGUUUGUGAAGGGAGCAAAGCGUUAUGGCCGCCGCUCUCGACCCGAAACCCAGUCCAGUACCGGCCUGGACUCGACCCCGACCAGAACCAAACCCGUGGACCUGAACCUGGAUUCGUCCCCGCCCGGUGUCCGCAGGGCCAAACUGAGACGGUCCACGUCUCUGGAGAGCGUGGAGAGCCUGAAAUCUGAUGAAGAGACAGGAAGCAGCAGGAUGGACCAGCAGCUCUUUCACAAUAAAGCAGAUCAGCAGCAGGAAGCAGGAGGGAGAGCAGGAGGAUGUGAUGUGGCUGCAGUGUGUGAUCACCUGGACCUGCAGGACGCUCAGCUCCAGGGAUUGGACGCUAACCGAGAUGCUAAUCUGGACGCUAACCAGGAUGGACGGGUUACCGUCAGGAAGGUUCUGUGGAGCUCCGCCCCCACGCUAAGCUCCACCCCCAUCCGGUCAGCUGACCUGCAGAGGGCGCCACUCUGGAACAAGCAGCUGGUACCGGACGGCCCGGUCCGCUCCCUGCUGUCGGCCACUGUGGGCCCCAGGGUUCUGACCCGGCUGGACGACGGGUCGGGCGGCACCAGCCCAGAGCGCGUGGCGGCGCUGUGGGCCGAGGCGGGCAUCAGGAACAGCCAGCAAAUCCUGCAGAGUCUGGACUUCCCCCUGGAGGAGCGGCUCAGCCUAUCGGACCUGACCUUGGUUCUGGACAACGAGCUGCUGCUCAGCGCCAACUCUGUCCAUCAAGCGGCGCUCAUCUCCUACAGGACCGAGAUCCAGCACCUGCAGGAGGCUUUGGAGCAGGUCAGCAGGGAGCGGGACAAGCUGAGGUCCGAUCUGGACCGGGCCGACCAGCAGAACCUGCAGCUGGUCCGGGAGGCAGACGAUCGGCAUGCCAGCAUGGAGGCGCUCAACCAGAACCGGAUCAGGGAUCUGGAGUCGGACUUCAGGCGGCGAGCUGCGGCGCUGCGGCUGCAGGCGGAGCAGGAGAACGAGGCGCUGCUGCAGCAGGGCGAGCGAGAGCGCAGCGCGAUGCGGCAGGAGCUGCAGCUGCUGCGGGGCAAGGAGGCGGAGCUUCAGGAGGAGCUGGACGCCACCGCACUGGAGAAGCGGCGCCUGCAGCAGGAGCUCAGCUCCUUGCAGUCGGCGCUGAGGGAAUCAGACGGUUCUGUUCAGAGGCUGCAGACGGAUCUGGACCAGCUGCUGCUACACAAGCUCGGUGGUCUGGACCCGGCCGGCGCCGGCCUGAGCCACGAGGAACGGUUCUGUGAGCUGCUCCGAGAGUCGCAGCGCCAGUGCAGGGAGCUGCAGGACAGAAACGACGAGCUGAGCUCAGAGCUGCUGGAGGCCCAGAGGAGCAGCAGGAGGUCCUCCAGGCCAGCGGGGGGCGCCGGCAGCCAGCGCCACGCAGCAGACGUCCUCCAGAACCUUCAGCUCAGAGUGAUGAUGGUUCUGGUUCUGACCUGGUCAAACAUUCAGAACCUUCUGGACUCGAGCAGUUCCUCCUUCCUGGUUUCUGUCCAAUCAGAGAGCAGCAUGUUUCUCUCCCUCCCAAUAAUCAAGAGGAACCAGAAGGUUCUGAUCCUUUCUGGCUCCGAUUCUUGUCCAAUCAGGAGCGAUGUUGUGCAACAGAAUCACCAUAGCAACCACUGCCUUCCCUUCACAAUAAGAGCCGUCAGCCCGGUUCUGAUGGGGGAAGGUUCUGGAAGCUUUGGAACCAGGAGAACGGGUCGGACCGAGCCGCUGAGUCACAGGCUGCCAGAACCGGACCUGCAGGUCUGGCUAAGCCCCGCCCACCAACACACACCUGCAGAGCAGCAGAGUGUGUGUUGGUGUGUGAGCGGCGCCAUGUCUCUCAGUGACCCGGACAUGAGGAGCAUCCAGUCGGAGCUGGCACUGCAGCAGCUGAAGGAGAGCCACCAGGAGGCGCUGCAGCAGCUGCACAUCCAGCUGGAGACCCAGAUGAACUACUACGAGCGACAGCUGGACAUGAUGAAGCAGAACAUGGAGGUGGAGAGGAAGGACAUCUGCCAGGCCUUCAAGGUGGAGAUCAGUGAGCUGGAGGAGCAGAAGGUCCAGGUGGAGCAGCAGCUGAAGGAGGCGCUGACCCGCCUCCAGACCCAGCAGGGGGCGGGGCUUAGCGCCGAGGAGCAGCGCAGGGUGCAGCGGGAGCAGGCCGAGCUGGAGCAGAACUACGCCAGAGAGAUCAGCAACCUGGUGCAGAAGCUGAGCGCCGAGAAGGAGCAGCUGGAGGCGGAGCUUAAGCUGCACGCACAGCAGGAAGUGAUGCGCGUCAGGGCCCAGCUGGAGGCGGUCCGGUCGGAGAACGUGGCUCUGCAGGAGAGGCUGAAGGUUCUGCAGCAGACGGUCCAGAACCUGGAGGAUGAGUCUGAGAAGAGGAGGAGGAGGCAGCAGGAGGUGGAGGAGGAGCGGGAGAGGAGCAGAGAGGAGGAGGAGCGGCUCCACAGAGAGAACUCCCAGUACCGUGAGGAGGUUCUGGACCUGAGUGGCAGGAACCUGCAGCUCAGCAGUGACAACGGCGACCUUAGCAACCGUCUCCAUAGCGAGCAGGAGACGGUCCGGAUGCUGCGCAUUCGCCUAGCAACCAUUACCAAUGAACAGGAAGAGGAGGUGGCUGCUGUGAGGCGGCUGCAGGCGGAGCUUAGCGGGGUGAAGGCGGAGCUUCAGAAGGUGGAGGAGGAGAGGGAAGAGCUGCAGAAAGACAGGGAGCAGCAGAAACGCUACGUAAGAUUGCAGCAGGUGCAGCAGCAGGUGCAGCAGCGUGUCGCCGCCCUGCAGGCGGAGGCCGAGCUGCUGCGCUGCCAGCUGAUGGCCGCCACGCAGGAGAAGCUGGGCCACGCCCAGGAAGUGACGGAGCUCCACAGGAAGCUGAGGGAGGCGCUCAGUAAGGUGGAGGAGCAGCAGGCGGAGGCCCGGAGGUUGAUGGAGGAGAAGGCGGAGCUCCAGCAGAACCUGCAGACCCACAGACUCACAGUCCAGAACCAGGAGCUGCAGCAGCAGAACCUGAGCCAUGACCAGCAGAACCUGAAGUCCAGACUGGACCAGGCCGAGACGGCGCGGACACAAGCAGAGGACCAGGUGCAGCGGGCAGAUGUGGCGCUAGGCCUGGCCAAGGCGCAGCAGCUGCAGCAGCUGCAGGAGCUGCAGGAGCUGCAGGAGCAUGCGGGCAGCAGGCAGCAGCUGCAGGCGGAGCUGCAGGCGGAGCGGGGGCGGAGCCAGCAGCGACAGGCGCAGCUGGAGCUGCAGCUGCAGCAGAGCAGAUCCCAGGCCAGCCUGAAGCAGGAACAGUUCGACAGAGCGGCAGCGGCGCUGCAGCAGCGGGCCGCCGGCCUGGAGGCGCAGCUGAAGGCGCUGCGCGUCGUGCUGCAGGACAACGUGCAGCAGCUGAAGGAGCAGAUGGAGCGGAGCAACAAGACGAGCGGCGUGCUGAAGGACCUGCACCUGCAGAAUGCGCAGCUGCUGGCGGCGCUGCAGGUCACAGAGCUGCGGCAGAAACAGGCAGAGAAGAAGAACAGCCAGCUGGAGGACAAGGUCACAGUGCUGGGGGCGCUGCUGAGGGAGGUGGUGGCCGCCGCCAUGACCUCCAGCUGACCUCUAGCUGGGAGCCGGCGACCUUCAGCAAGGAUCGUCCAAUCAGAGCUGAGGAUCGUCCAAUCAGAGCUGAGGAUCGUCCAAUCAGAGCUGACGAUCGUCCAAUCAGAGCUGACGAUCGUCCAAUCAGAGCUGAGGAUCGUCCAAUCAGAGCUUUUAUCUGCUCUGGUUCCAUUCAGACAUUUGAAGCUGGUUUUACUCUAAAUGGAGGGUUUUUUAUUUGUUUUCUUCAGAUUUUAUUCUGUCUGAAAUGAUUCAGCUUUAAGGGGAAUUUUAUAGAAAAACUGAUUAUUUCUAAUAAACGUUUUUAAUACCAUC
Molecule: messenger RNA, 4427 nt
Organism: Poecilia reticulata (guppy)
Lineage: Eukaryota; Metazoa; Chordata; Actinopteri; Cyprinodontiformes; Poeciliidae
Source: RefSeq, a predicted model, not a curated record